GUAUUGUUUAAUUAUGUGACGGAAAUAAUAAUAAUUAAAUAUUAACAGUGCAGAGAACAAUGGCAGAAAAUGCAUAAAACAAAAGACAGAGUCCUAGCUUUCGUGCUGUUGCGCUCGUGAUGGAUACAAGUCUCGCAGACCGACUGGACAACGUGCUUGCAUGUAUGGAAGAAAAUUUUCUCACUCCAGCAGACUUCAUCAACCACAUUCUCGGAAGCACAGAACACGAGAGCGCAAGAAACUCGCUAACAACGAAGGCAGUUAGAAUAUGUGCUGCCCUGUACAGAGAAGAACAUGCGCACUCACAUGUAACACAGUGGGCAAUAACAAUCGUGCGGGACAUGCUGCGCACUGAGAGGGACCUUGGAGAAUUUGGAGGUGACGACAUUGGAGGAAUGAUGCGCGAAGAAGACGACGUGAAUGAAGAAGCUGAUGACGAGCAAUCAGGAAAACGCCAACGUCGUGCAGCUGAAAGAAACGCUGCGCUGUUAGUCAUUAGAACUGUUGUAAUGAUUAGCAUAUGCCUUCAGACGUCAAAUUCACAGUGCAACCUACUACAAGGAUGGCUGGGGUUCUUCAUGAGGUCAGCGUGUGUCCCCGAGAAAGUUGUUGAAGUGUUCGCCCAUGCGGGUUUGUCAAUUAGCUUGACGUCGAUACACAAUGCUGUCUCGUCAAUAUCUAGAGAGAUUAGCAGCAAAAUCAAGCGUGAGGUUAGGACAUUACAAGCUGGAUUCGCAUACGACAAUUUUGACAUACAAUUCAAAGCUGCCCAGCCUACGCUGGAACAUCGAGGGUCCUUCGUGAGCGCGACGUCAGCAACCGUCAUUCCUCUAUAUGGCAUCAACGACGAUAACGUCGAUGCUCUACGAUCCUCGGCGCAGCUCUGGGAUCGGGAUUCACACAAUCCAUCGCCAUCAGUACUACCUGUGAUGACGGAGUGGAGAAGCUUCCUUCAAUUGCACAAAAACGAUGCUUACAGUCGUCAAACGCAUCCCGUUAGACUGAGCCCUCGCCAGGAAGCAUUUUCUUGGCACGUUCGUGCCAUUCUGGUCAACCAGGUCAAAGAAUUCAAGCAUUUCAAAAAAGAGCUAGAUGAGCCUGAUACAGUCAAAAGAAUCCCUGUGCACAAAACAAAUCAAAUACCUUGUCGGGCAAUGGAUAUCAAGCAGUCCACGACAGACGGGAAUGUUGAAGUUCUCGACAACCUGUUUAGACAAGGAGGUAUUGGCGAUCCUCGCGAUAGCGGGUUUGAUGUGGAGCAUGACGUGGACAUGUCGGAGCACAUCAUGCUGAUCCAUGGUGACCUUUUGACGAAGGAGCGACUGGAUACUGUCCGUAACAGCCGGUGCAUUGAGCAUACACCAAAGAACCGCUUCCAAUACGUGAUUUUCUUACCUGGGUUGUUCCACUAUAAGAUGGCUUGCGCAGAUGCCAUC
This is a messenger RNA of Suillus fuscotomentosus, 1436 nucleotides long. RefSeq lists its product as uncharacterized. The record is from RefSeq and is a predicted model, not a curated record. The transcript is spliced from 3 exons. The annotation marks the transcript as partial. NCBI's taxonomy places the organism in Eukaryota, Fungi, Basidiomycota, Agaricomycetes, Boletales, Suillaceae.